AUGGAUGUAAAAACACCACUAAUUAUACGGGAAUUGUGUGGACAACGGAUCCAACAGUUUAUCAAUGGCUCGGACUUUGUGUUGGCUAUGAAUGAGGACAACCAUGUGUUCAGUUGGGGACACAAUCAUAAGGGACAAAUAUCGCAUAUAUUUGUUGUGGUUUUUUUGCAUUCCCUGGCGCUCACGACCGAUGGAAAGGCGUACGGGUGGGGCGACAAUAGUAAGGGACAAAUAGGAUGUAGGAAUAGUCUGUUCAUUGAGUUAUCGGCCAUCGGUUCCGGAGGUUUUGGAACCGUAUAUAAAGUAAAGCACAGAAUCGAUGAACACAUAUAUGCCGUCAAAAGCGUCCAAAUUAAAGACUUUUCUGAGGAACACUUACAACGAGUUUAUAAAGAAGUCCGGAAUUUAGGAGCCGUUCGUUCAGAAUAUUGUGUUCAGUAUUACAACUCAUGGCCUGAAGACAAACACCUCUACAUUCAGAUGGAGUUCUGUUCACAGAAUCUGCGGAAUAUUGUUGAAGUGAAACCACAAGUAUUUGGUCGACAAUUAGGAGAAGCCAUGGAUUGUGUCGAGUAUUUCAUUUCUUGUGAAAUAUUGCGACAAAUCUUAGAAAGUGUUCAGUAUUUGCAUGAAUUGAAUCCACAGAUCAUUCACAGAGACCUCAAACCCGAUAAUAUAUUGAUCGAUAGGAACGCACGGAACGGUAGAUUUGUUAAGUUAUGUGACUUUGGUUUGGCUACAGUUCACGACAAAGACAUCAAUUAUAUAACUCGUGAUAAGCACUCAGCAGGUGUGGGCACAAUAAAGUAUCAAGCGCCUGAAAUAGGCCAUGGUGAACUAAUUGAUUUUGAUUUGUUUUACCCUGAUAAUUCUGAAGGCAUUUACUCCGGGAAUGAAAUUCUAAACACAAAAGUAAAUGAAUUGUCAAUGAUGUCAACCCCUCAAUGGAACCGAAGGCCUGAAUGUUCACAAGUUUUGCAUAAAUUUAAUGAUUGGGCUAUAGAUCGGAAUAUUGUUAAGGAUACA
Molecule: messenger RNA, 1026 nt
Organism: Oppiella nova
Lineage: Eukaryota; Metazoa; Arthropoda; Arachnida; Sarcoptiformes; Oppiidae
Source: the annotation of a GenBank genome assembly